Molecule: messenger RNA, 2358 nt
Organism: Suillus plorans
Lineage: Eukaryota; Fungi; Basidiomycota; Agaricomycetes; Boletales; Suillaceae
Product: homeodomain protein 1
Exons: 3
Coding region: 82-2076 (664 amino acids)
Biological process (GO): regulation of DNA-templated transcription
Molecular function (GO): DNA binding
Source: RefSeq, a predicted model, not a curated record
CUUCAUACUGGUAGGUUGCAACAGCCCAGAGUGGUAUCUCAUCUCAUCUCUUCAACUCCAUUCAAACCCGAGAUCUGCAGGAUGGACAAGGACAUACAACAGCGCUUCCUACAAGCAGAGGAGUCCCUAAUGGAUUCAAUAUUGCGCGAGGACAAACUCGAAUCCUUGAUGUCAUUCAAGUCAUCUUGGAAUUCAUUGCACGCAGAUUUUUCCCGUUGUCUAUCCGCAGGCGAACUGUCUGAUGACACUAUAUUGCUUGCGAACAUAGUGACUUCAAGGGUGGAAACCAUAGCCAACUGCCUUGUUGACUUCCACAAAACAUAUGAAGAAUUACACGAUCAACUUAUUGAUGGCAUGGGCGGCAUUCUAGAUCGCCUUAAUCGUGUCACUAUUUCGCCUCCAUCAAUGCCCACGACACGCGAUGAACGAUCAUCAGAGUCUUCCCUGCCCCCAUUUAUCGAACCAGCAUACAAAUGGCUGCUCGCUAAUAUUCAUAACCCUUACCCGUCUUCUGAUACGAAAGCAAAUAUUGCCAGCAGCUCUGGAUGUUCCAUGAACCCCGUUACUACCUGGUUCAUCAGUGCUCGCCGUCGCAUCGGCUGGACGACGAUUUGCCGCAAACACUUUAACAACUGCCGAGCAGACACUAUUGAUGCUGCUUCUCGUGCUCUGGUCAAAGAAGACCCUGCCCGUGUUCUUGCACCCGCCGUUUUCCAUGAUUUCCAGCAGAUGAAGGCUGCUACACAAGAUCUUUAUGCCUCUACUUUCACCAAAAGUGCGCUUGCAGGUGACCUAGACGUGGUGGUCAAGGAUAUGACAGAGGACGACAGAUUACGAUUGGAGCGGGAGAAGAAGGAGCGCGCACAACAGGAAAAGAAACAACGCGAGGAGGAGAAGGAGAUGCGGAGAAUCCAAAGGGCGCUUGAUAGGCAGGCUCGGAAGGCGCACACAGCUUUUAUUUCGUAUCCAUCUCCCAGGCACUCGCAGUCUCCAUCUCCCGUUCCCACUCUUGAGGAUUCAUGGACAGACGAGAGUGAAGACGAAGAAGAUUUCAUUCCACCCAUUCUAGCUGGUCGCAAGCGACGUGCCUCUGUAUCAUCUAUAUCAACUGAUCUUAAUCAAUCUUUAUGUGCAGAUCGUCCGACGAAACGCCUUCGGUCCAGCGCGAAAGACCUGACCCCCUUUGCAGAUACUUCUGCCUUACCAUCGCCUCCAUCAAGCAGCGGUGGACUGGAUAACAUUGAGGAGAUCCGAAUAAUUGCACCUCAGCUAUCUUCAGGGUCUUCGCGAAAGCGAAGGCUAUCAGACGCUGCUACUCACGCUGUGUCCAAGCGUCCGAGAGACCUCCAUGUUGGACCCCGCGUUCAUGCUGUGUCUGAUCCUCUUCCAAGAGCAUCCGUUCCUCUCGAGUCAAACAUUGAUCACUGGUUUCAGACAAAUUUCUUCGAGAUUCCUGGUCCAGUUGAGAACGUCAGUUUCGAUCAGUUUGCCCCCGUUGACAUUGAAGUAUUCAACGGAUACGCAUUCCCUGAUACCCAAAUAAAUUCCGUCGGACAACCCUUCCAACAAAAGUGCAUCCAGCCCGCUCUAGUAGACCUUGCAUCGUUCGAGGCAAAAUUGACUGAUUUGGAAGUUCCUUCCCACGCUCAUGUCCCUGCACCGGAUCUUGGUGAUUUCGACCAUUUCAAUUUCUUCAACGCGAUAUCCACAAUCGCUCCCAAUCAUUCUGGCGAGGCCGUCAGAGCUUCCACAGCAAUUGACACCAUUUUCCAGCCGUCAGUAGAUCUCACUGACAUUGUUCCUUCGGAUCCUUUCAGCUGGACGGAUCUUUUGAACUCUGAGCAACCCUUCUUGUCCGACAUCGAUCAAUUCUCGCUGCCAUCGUCUUGCGACGACUUCUCACAGCUAUUACCAGCGAUCGAUCUCUCUGCGCUCCAGCUUCCCCCGUUGUUCCAUGCUCCACAACCACAGCCUCCCUCACCUGCUGAUGGCGCUCGCUUGGCGAAGCUGGAGCAACUCCAGCUUCUAAGAGAACAAACUCGGAUACUGGAGCAGGAUCUAGCAGUAUCUGUGUAAUUGUCCUUGUUCUUCGUUGGUGGCUUUGUUUGCUGAUCCUGGAGGUAGAUAAUCAUCAAAAUGUUCGCUUCGCUAUGCUGUUCGUAUACGUUAUGCGGCCUAUCAAGAUAUAUGUAAUAUUAUUCAUAUCGUAUCUCAACUCAUUGUGCGCAUUGCAUAAUAUACCCUGCAUCAUGCAUCAUGUAUGACACUCAUCCCGCAUUUACCUUGUUCACAUGUUACAUUUUGUUUUCCUUCGCUUUACAAUCGCUCUGUAUGUACUGGAAUCAAACAAAACAGAUU